Molecule: messenger RNA, 618 nt
Organism: Dibothriocephalus latus
Lineage: Eukaryota; Metazoa; Platyhelminthes; Cestoda; Diphyllobothriidea; Diphyllobothriidae
Source: the annotation of a GenBank genome assembly
CCCGAAAAACGCGGUGACGUAACACUCAAUACCUACAAGCCCAACGAGGAAGAAAGGUUGAGCGUCGAACUGGAAUACUGGCGAACCGGCGACCCAGCAACAGACUGUUUGUCUCCUGGUUUGACUGCAGGUCACACGACCUAUCUCCUUUGUCCCGCCGGUCUUACAAUCGGUCACUUGGAAAAGCUCAUCCGUCUCAAGUUUGAACUGAAGCCCGGUUUCCACGAAGUUGCCGUUUUCUUCUCCUCUGACGACUACUUCAGUCCUGACUAUACCCUCUCCGACCUGGCCUGUCUCUACUCCUGGCGACGCCAGCACCCAAUGAAAAUCUAUUUUUCUGUGAUUCGCACUGACUCAGACAAGUCUCCGGUUCCUUCGCCCUCCUCACCUCCCUGCUCUCCGGCCUUAUCGGCAAUAAACCGAAAGUCCGCCACCAGUGAAACGGCUGCCAUGGAGUCUGAUCCUAAAAAACGAUCCUCUCUGAAAUUUCCCAGUCCUGAGCCGCUUUCAAAUGCGUCAGGCCAGGCUCUACCUCAUGCCGCUACCCCGACUGAUUUGCCCUCACAUCUUAGUACCACUGGACCGCAGCUUGCGCUGCUUGCUAACGGCUGGGGCUGA